AUGUUCAUCAAGAAAGUGUCCAGGAUUGUACGGACAAUUCCAAGGGUCGUGGUAUUAUUGGCCGUGACGUUGGUAAUAGCGUGUUCACAGUGGCUGUAUUACUCGAUUCCUCCACAACUGGGUGAGGAUCAGGGAUCCGCUGACCAACCACUGAACCCACACUAUCACAGUCUCUAUUUCAAAUCAGACAACGGGUUCCAAGUCAUUGCUGAGCAGGAGGGCAAACAUACCUCCCUUGAAGGUGAUAUCCAUACUAUUCUGGAUUACACUGAGAAAGAGUACUAUCUGAAUGAUGAGUAUCCAGAUUUCACGGACAAGGAACGUUUAGAUGCUGAGCUGAAUAGACAGUCGACAUUCAAGGAGUUUGUCUCUGAGCUGCUAGAGAACAUUCUCAGCUCAAAACCCACGGUUGGACCCAUAAACAACGUUAGGCACUACAACGAGUCCAACAUAUACAAAAAAACAGGCGGUCACAAGAUCCCAACAAUGUCAGGAAAACUACGUGAGAAUAAUGGUGCUGAACCAAUACGAAUCACAUCAGAUGAUAGUGGAUCUUCUUCCUGA
Williopsis jadinii is the source of this 564-nucleotide messenger RNA. RefSeq lists its product as uncharacterized. The transcript has 2 exons. Bases 1 to 564 code for a protein of 187 amino acids. NCBI's taxonomy places the organism in Eukaryota, Fungi, Ascomycota, Saccharomycetes, Phaffomycetales, Wickerhamomycetaceae. The record is from RefSeq and is a predicted model, not a curated record.